Molecule: messenger RNA, 2338 nt
Organism: Onthophagus taurus
Lineage: Eukaryota; Metazoa; Arthropoda; Insecta; Coleoptera; Scarabaeidae
Product: ATP-binding cassette sub-family G member 4
Biological process (GO): transmembrane transport
Cellular component (GO): plasma membrane
Molecular function (GO): ATP binding; ABC-type transporter activity; ATP hydrolysis activity
Source: RefSeq, a predicted model, not a curated record
GAAUUCAGAACAAGGAUUUCCACACACGACCCAUUCGUGACCACACAAACAAAGUCAAGGUUCGCCAACAGCACGUCAUCUUUUAACCAUUACCAUUUUUACCUCUCUCAUUAGCGCCGCUUAUUUUUCACUACAAGUUUCAUUUUAUUAAACGAAACUUGCAUCGACACGAUCUCAAAAUCCUCUCAUUUUGAACCUUUGAACACCGGCGAAAUCGGUGUAUAAAACAACGGAUAAUGUCGCGUGCGAUAGUCACUUCAACGAAGAUCGUCUUUGUGCAAAGAACUCACAACAACAACUCGACGAAGAAUAACGAGCGCAAAUAUGGAAGCUAUCAUUAAUGAAGCUUCCAGGCCACCAUCAACGAUUAUUACACUUGAAAAUAAGGCCGCGUUAAAAUCUAAUGGUGUUGGGUGUAGUGAAAAUAAAUGUUUAUCUAAAGAAGGAUUAUCAAGAAAUUCCCGAGUUGAUCCUAUUGAUAUACGAUUUGAAAAUGUUACGUAUACAGCUUCUUUAGGGUUUAGAAAAGGUACAAAACAAAUUUUACACGAAAUCAAUGGUUAUUUACCUCAAGGUCAAUUGAUUGCUAUUAUGGGUCCAUCCGGAGCUGGUAAAAGUACGUUACUGAAUGUGUUGAGCGGUUAUAGUAUCAAAGGGGUUGGAGGAAACGUGUACGUUGACGGUGCGGUUCGCGACUUGAAAGCCUUCAGGAAAUUGUCCUGCUAUAUCACCCAAGAUGACAGGCUUCAACCCUUGCUAACGGUCGGGGAAAACAUGCGAAUGGCUGCCGAUUUUAAACUUGGGGUCGAGGUCACAAAACUAGAAAAAGACCAAAUCAUUAAAGACAUUUUAUCGACACUUGGUUUAUCAACAUCGAUCAACACAAAAGCUUCCAUGUUAUCAGGCGGACAAAAGAAGCGGCUUUCCAUCGCUUUAGAACUAAUCAAUAAUCCCUUAGUUAUGUUUUUGGAUGAACCAACAACGGGAUUAGACAGCUUAACCUGCACGCAAACCGUCAAGUUAUUAAAGAAUUUGUCAGACCAAGGAAGAACAAUUAUUUGUACGAUCCAUCAACCUUCAGCAUCACUUUUUAGUUUAUUCGAUCAAGUUUAUGUUUUAUCCUUUGGUAAUUGUCUUUAUCAAGGAAGUACUGAAAAUCUAGUUCCUUUUUUGGAUAAAGCUAAUUUACCGUGUCCCAUGUAUCAUAAUCCAGCUGAUUAUAUAAUUGAAUUGGCUUGUGGCGAAUACGGAACUGAUAAAAUAGAAGAAUUAUCGAAAGAAACAUCAAACGGAUUAAGUAUAGAAUGGUUUAAACAUCCGGAAUCGAUUAAAAAACAAUUAACGAUGACACAAAGUUCAAAAUUGAAAAAGAAAUUAAAUAGAGAUAAUGAAAAUAUUCAAGCAACGAGUCAAUAUAAUCAAUUAAAAGUUUUAUUAAGGAGAGGAUUUUUAAAAUCAAAACGAGACUCAAAAUUAACGUACACUAGAAUAGGUGUGAACGUUUUAGUGGCAAUUAUGUUAGGAACUUUAUAUUGGAGGGCUGGAAUUGACGGUUCGAAAGUUUUGGAUAAUUACAAUUUGUUAUUUUCGAUUUUAAUGCAUCACAUGAUGUCAACGAUGAUGUUAACGAUUUUAACUUUUCCAACUGAAUUGUCGAUUUUAAUUAAAGAACAUUUUAAUAGGUGGUACUCUUUAAAAAUGUACUAUGCAUCAGUUACUUUAGUGGAUAUUCCAAUUUCAAUCGUUUGCGCGUUUUUAUUUUCAUUGAUUAUUUAUAUAAUGACAGCACAACCUUUAGAAUUAAAUCGAUUUCUUAUGUUUACCGCUAUUUCGACUUUAGUUGUUUUUGUCGCUCAAAGUUUUGGUUUAAUGAUUGGGGCUGUUUGUAAUGUUGUUAAUGGAACAUUUCUCGGUCCAACUUUAUCAGUUCCUAUGAUGAUGUUCGCCGGAUUUGGAGUAGCAAUAAAGGAUCUUCCGGGUUAUUUGUAUUGGGGUAGCUACAUAUCUUAUUUAAGAUAUGGGUUGGAAGGAAUUGUUGAUGCUGUUUAUGGGAUGAAUAGGCCGACGAUUGCUUGUCCGGAAGACAAAUAUUGUCACUAUAAAUACCCGAAACAAUUUUUAAAAGAAAUCUCAAUGAAAGCAGAUCAAUUUUGGAACGAUAUUAUCGCUUUAAUCAUCAUGUUAUUUUUCUUAAGAAUUCUUGCUUAUGUACUUUUAAGAUGGAAACUUUUGUCAGUGCGAUAAUUAUUUUAAAAAGAAUGAUUUUUUACUUUCUGUGAUGUUAACAUUACAAUUUUGAUGUAAAUAGAUUUUUUUAUUAUAUAUUUAUUUCAAUUUU